Desarmillaria tabescens is the source of this 1271-nucleotide messenger RNA. RefSeq names its product NAD-P-binding protein. The transcript has 3 exons. The record is from RefSeq and is a predicted model, not a curated record. Bases 172 to 1137 code for a protein of 321 amino acids. Lineage: Eukaryota; Fungi; Basidiomycota; Agaricomycetes; Agaricales; Physalacriaceae.
GUCGUAUAAUAACGCUACAUGUAAGCUACUAAACUAAGCCUUUCAGUGCAUGCCAGAGGGACACGUCAGCAUGGCAGCAUGGCUUACGGAGAGAUAAGCUUGUAAUGAGUAAACUGCGAGUACUUAUAUGUGCAGCCAGUCUGAUUCUUGGCAACCGUACACUUCACACAGAUGGCAUCUGACUUUGCAGAAUUUGCAAGACGACAAGCUACUCCGCUACCUGCACUCGAGAGUGCUGAUAUAUCAGGCAUCACGGCUGUAGUGACAGGUUCGAAUACAGGAAUCGGGUACGAAGUGGCCAAGUACCUUGCUGAGAACGGAGCGUCCAAAGUCAUUUUGGCAUGUCGAAAUGAAGUGAAAGGCAGGGCUGCUGCAUUGAGGCUUGGCAGCGCUGUCGAGUAUCGACACUUGGAUUUGGCUUCGUUCUCUUCGGUACGUGAAUUCGUGCGAGAUUUCAAGUCCAACGGGAUGCCUUUGCACCUUCUUGUGAAUAAUGCUGGGAUGCAUAGUGUCCGCAAACAGACUACUGAAGAUGGACUGGACCUGCUGAUGCAGGUCAAUCACAUCAGUCCCUUCCUGCUCACUCUCCUCCUCCUCCCCAUCAUGGAAGUAUCCUCUCUAAGUCGUAUAAUCUGGGUCACCAGUGGCGGAGCCGCCAUUGCUGAGUUCCCUCAGGCAAGCGAGACUCAUCCCGUCAGCGCUCUCUGUGCCCUGCAGUUCAAACCCGAGGAAGAGCAUAACUUGUACUUUACCUCGAAGUUGCUCAAUGUUAUGUGCUGCGCAGAACUGGCGCGCCGUACAGCAGUGAGAGUGGCGGCAGCCCAUCCUGGGUUGGUGGCUACUGAGCUUGGGAAGAAGGAUAUACGUGGGGAGAAUUUCCAGCCGGUCGAUCUGGAGGGGAGAUGGGGUAUAAAACCACGGAGUCCAGCGGAGGGGGCAAAAACCGUGCUCAUGCCUGCAACAUAUGAUGUGUCGGUCUUGUGGGAGCAGGAGGGGGAGAUGCCCCUGUUUGAUCAUAUGGAGCGGGCUGAGUAUCCGCCAAAGGCGAAAGAUCAAAUUUUGAGGGGAAAGGUGUGGGAGGAUACCGUGAAACUGAUGAGCCUCGGCACUGACGAACUCGAGGAGCGGUUUCUCUAAAAUUAAUAUUUUUUAGUCCGAUGUACUGUAUAGAUAGGAAGCACCAAUCAACUUUGAAUCGUUCUCUGCCUUUAAUUUUGGAACUAGACGAACGUCGCUCUGAAUUCGCAGCCUUACCCAGGGCGACCAGGUUG